AUGGGUGAUACCGUUAAAAGGGCAGAACAGACAUUCUCAAAGCACCCGUUCCUGCUCUCGGCCGAUGAGGUCGUAGCUCACCUUGAGACCAGCCAUGAUCUGGGCUUGACAAGUGCUCAAGUCCAGCAGUACCAGGCAAAGUAUGGACCCAACAAACUGGACAGCGAUGGAGGGGUCUCGUGGUAUGCCAUUUUGGGGAAGCAGAUUUCAAACGCCAUGAUACUGGUGCUGGUGCUUGCCAUGGCACUGUCCUACGGCGUCGAAGACUUCGUGGAAGGGGGCGUGAUUACCGCGGUGAUUGUCCUAAACGUCCUCAUUGGAUUCUACCAGGAAUACCAGGCUGAGAAGAAAAUGGACACCCUUCGAUCGCUGUCAUCGCCUUCAGCGAGUGUCGUCCGCGAUGGCAAUCAGAUGACCAUUCCGUCUGCCGAAGUCGUGCCUGGCGAUAUCGUCUCGAUCAAGACGGGCGACACGGUGCCCGCCGACUUGAGACUAUUCGACGUCAUGAACUUGGAAUGUGACGAAGCCAUUCUGACCGGAGAAGCACUGCCAGUGGCCAAAGAAGUGGACUUUGAGGCAAAACCCGGUAUUGCCAAAGAGGACCUGGGGAUGGGAGACCGACUCAACAUCGCCUAUUCGUCUUCCACCGUCACAAAGGGCCGUGGCCGCGGUAUUGUCGUCUUUACGGGCAUGUCCACUGCCAUUGGAGGAAUUGCGGCGUCCAUGCAGGGGAAACGACGCAAACCCAACCGAUCCAUGUCCCGAAGGAAAUAUGGCCCAUUUCAGCCCGUCAAGGGAGGAGCGCUUCGGACGUGGGAUGCGGUUCUUAAAUUCCUUGGUCUCACCGAGGGUACUCCUCUUCAGAUCAAACUCAGCAAGCUGGCCUAUGUUCUUUUUGGCUGUGCCCUCCUCCUAGCAAUCAUCGUGUUCGGAGUCAACCGAUUCCACGUGACGAACGAAGUCGCCAUCUACGCCAUCUCGACCGGCAUUGCCAUCAUUCCCGAGUCCUUGAUUGCGGUCCUCACCAUCACAAUGGUGGUCGGGAUGACCCAAAUGAGGAAGCGCAAAGUCGUUGUUCGACAACUCAGUGCUCUUGAAGCGCUGGGAGGCGUCACAAACAUCUGCUCCGACAAGACUGGGACCCUGACUCAAGGGAAAAUGGUCACUCGGAAAGUGUGGGUCCCAGGAGCUGGAAUCUACAGCGUGGAAAACUCGAACAAUGCGUCUGAUCCCACCGAAGGAACGCUCACUUUCGGCGCCGCUCCCAAGUCUCGAAAAGAGGUGGAAGCCGAGAGAAUCGCGAGACAAGAGGCUCUGGACCAUAAACGAAGUAUCGCCGGCGUCGCGUUUGACGUUCCCGAGGACAAGAUGCGAAGGGAUGCCGAAAAGUCUGGUGGGCCAGAGAAAGAUCUCCAGGAAGACCCCGAAGUGACACCCGCGCUCCAAGCCUUUCUCGAAUCAGCCGCUCUGUGCAACUUGGCCACGGUUCGCAAGGUCACCGAAAAUGGACAGGAGACGUGGAAGACUACGGGCGAUCCCACAGAAGUUGCCCUGCAAGUGUUCUCGCAUCGAUUCAACUUUGGGAAGAAGACGCUGGAAGAGACUCACGGCUGGUCGCAGACGAUGGAAUUUCCCUUUGACAGCUCGAUCAAGCGCAUGUCCGUCGUCUACAGGAAGCCCAGCAUAGAACAUUCCGUCAUCUUCACCAAAGGUGCGGUCGAAAGGAUCAUCGAUCUGUGCACCUCUGUCGGCGUCGGCGAGCUUGAACAGGAGAUGACUCCAGAGCUGAAGGAAAGCCUGCUCGAUCAAAUGACCUUCCUCGCCGAACAAGGCCUUCGGGUCCUCGCGGUUGCCCGCAAGUUCACCACCGUCGAUAUUCCUGAACAUUCCGACAUUGACCGUACAGAAGUCGAAAAGGAUCUGUGUUUGGUUGGGCUGGCUGGGCUCUAUGAUCCACCACGCCUCGAAACCAAGGGGGCGGUGCAAGCUUGCACCACGGCCGGAAUUACGGUGUCCAUGUUGACCGGAGACCAUCCCUCUACAGCUGCAGCCAUCGCCAAGGACGUCGGCAUCAUUCCCAGGAACAUGGGCACGCUGGCCCCCGAUGUGGCGGCUGCAAUUGUCAAGACGGCGACGGAAUUCGACAAAAUGACCGACGCCGAGAUCGACGCUCUUCCCACUCUCCCACUCGUCGUGGCACGAUGCGCUCCCGACACCAAGGUGCGUAUGAUCGAGGCGCUUCACCGCCGGCACAAGUUCGCCGCCAUGACCGGCGACGGAGUGAACGACUCGCCGUCCCUCAAACUCGCCGACGUGGGCAUCGCAAUGGGCCUCAAUGGAAGCGACGUGGCCAAGUCGGCAUCGGACAUUGUCCUGACAGACGACAACUUUGCCAGCAUCGUCAAUGCGGUGGAAGAAGGCCGACGCAUGUUCGACAACAUCCAGCGGUUCGUGCUGCACCUGCUCACGUCCAACGUGGGCGAAGUGAUCCUGUUGAUCUGCGGCCUGGGGUUCCAAGACGACUCGGGAUUCUCCGUGUUCCCGCUGUCACCGCUGCAAAUCCUGUGGAUCAACAUGCUGACCUCGUCGUUCCCGGCCUUCGGGCUUGGGCGCGAGAAGGCGGCGCCGGACGUGAUGGAGCGGCCGCCGCACGACCACAAGAAGGGCAUCUUCACGUGGGAACUGAUCACCGACAUGCUGGUGUACGGCACGAUCCAAGGCACGUGCUGCCUGAUGACGUUCGUCUUCAUCGUGUACGGGCCCGGCAGCGACGGCUUGGGCGUCGACUGCAACCGCAAAUACAACGACAGCUGCGACGUAGUGUUCCGGGCGCGCGCGGCCGUCUUUGCCGAGCUGACCUGGCUGAUCCUGAUUUCGGCCUGGGAGUUCAAGGCCAUGCGCCGCAGCAUGUUCAAGAUGAAGGCGCACGACACGCGGCCGUUCCCCUUCUUCGCCGACGUCUGGGAGAACCAGUUUCUGUUCUGGUCCGUCGUCCUUGGCGCCCUGUCCGUCUUCCCGGCCGUCUACAUCCCGGGCCUCAACACCAACGUCUUCAAGCACAAGGGCAUCUCGUGGGAAUGGGCCCCGGCCAUCGUCUGUGUCCUCGUCUUCGUCUCCGGCAUGGAGGCCUGGAAGUUUGUCAAGCGCUCCACCGGCUGGUUCCGGCCCGAGGACACCGAGGGCAUGAAGGCCCGCCACCACCAGCGCACCGCCCUCGGUCUGAGGCAGGGCUUCUUCACCCUCGCCAGGAGCUUCACCAAAUCCAAGUCGGAGGAGAAGAGGCCUGUCACUCUCACCAAUCUGGCUGACCGGAGCUCCUCUUCUUUCCCGCGCCCACACUCUGUGGCCAUGCCGAGCCAUCGGGAGGUCGUAUAG
This is a messenger RNA of Capronia epimyces CBS 606.96, 3375 nucleotides long. RefSeq lists its product as uncharacterized. Gene Ontology annotation, molecular function: P-type calcium transporter activity; ATP binding; ATP hydrolysis activity. The coding region runs from base 1 to 3375 and encodes 1124 amino acids. The record is from RefSeq and is a predicted model, not a curated record. The transcript has 2 exons. NCBI's taxonomy places the organism in Eukaryota, Fungi, Ascomycota, Eurotiomycetes, Chaetothyriales, Herpotrichiellaceae. Gene Ontology annotation, biological process: intracellular calcium ion homeostasis; calcium ion transmembrane transport. Gene Ontology annotation, cellular component: plasma membrane.